This is a messenger RNA of Lepus europaeus (European hare), 4246 nucleotides long. RefSeq names its product DENN domain containing 1A (gene DENND1A). Gene Ontology annotation, molecular function: phosphatidylinositol phosphate binding; guanyl-nucleotide exchange factor activity. Bases 90 to 2129 code for a protein of 679 amino acids. Gene Ontology annotation, cellular component: clathrin-coated vesicle; cytosol. Gene Ontology annotation, biological process: endocytic recycling; endocytosis. The transcript has 22 exons. Lineage: Eukaryota; Metazoa; Chordata; Mammalia; Lagomorpha; Leporidae. The record is from RefSeq and is a predicted model, not a curated record.
GAGCGCCAGAGGGAGGCCGGUCAGCCGCGGGCGGGCGGGCAGCGCAGCGCCGAGCGGGGCCCGCGGGCCCAUGAGGAGGCCCGGGGACCAUGGGCUCCAGGAUCAAGCAAAAUCCAGAGACCACGUUUGAAGUAUAUGUUGAAGUGGCCUAUCCUAGGACUGGUGGCACUCUUUCAGAUCCUGAGGUGCAGAGGCAAUUCCCGGAGGACUACAAUGACCAGGAAGUUCUACAGACUUUGACCAAGUUUUGUUUCCCCUUCUAUGCGGACAGCCUCACAGUCAGCCAAGUUGGCCAGAACUUCACAUUCGUGCUCACUGACAUUGACAGCAAGCAGAGGUUUGGGUUCUGCCGCUUAUCUUCGGGAGCGAAGAGCUGCUUCUGCAUCUUAAGCUACCUCCCCUGGUUCGAGGUGUUUUAUAAGCUACUUAACAUCUUGGCAGAUUACACGACCAAAAAACAGGAAAGUCAAUGGAAUGAGCUCCUUGAAACCCUGCACAAACUUCCCAUCCCCGACCCAGGAGUGUCUGUUCAUCUCAAUGUGCAUUCUUAUUUUACUGUGCCUGAUACCAGAGAACUUCCCAGCAUACCUGAGAAUAGAAAUCUGACGGAAUAUUUUGUGGCUGUGGAUGUUAACAACAUGUUGCACCUGUACGCCAGCAUGCUCUACGAACGCCGGAUACUCAUCAUUUGCAGCAAACUCAGCACUCUGACUGCCUGCAUCCACGGCUCGGCCGCGAUGCUCUACCCCAUGUACUGGCAGCACGUGUACAUCCCCGUGCUGCCGCCCCAUCUGCUCGACUACUGCUGCGCUCCCAUGCCCUACCUCAUAGGAAUCCAUUUAAGUUUAAUGGAGAAAGUCAGAAGCAUGGCCCUGGACGACGCCGUGGUCCUGAAUGUGGACACCAACACCUUGGAGACCCCCUUCGAUGACCUCCAGAGCCUCCCAAAUGACGUGAUUUCUGCACUGAAGAACAGGCUGAAGAAGGUCUCCACGACCACGGGCGACGGCGUGGCCAGAGCGUUCCUCAAGGCCCAGGCUGCGUUCUUCGGAAGCUACCGGAAUGCUCUGAAAAUCGAGCCCGAGGAGCCCAUCACCUUCUGCGAGGAAGCCUUUGUCUCCCACUAUCGCUCCGGAGCCAUGAGACAGUUCCUGCAGAACGCCACGCAGCUGCAGCUCUUCAAACAGUUCAUUGAUGGCCGUCUGGACCUCCUGAAUUCGGGCGAAGGUUUCAGUGACGUUUUUGAGGAGGAGAUCAACAUGGGCGAGUAUGCAGGCAGUGACAAAGUGUACCAUCAGUGGCUCUCCACUGUCCGGAAAGGAAGCGGGGCCAUCCUGAACACCGUGAAAACCAAGGCCAACCCAGCCAUGAAGACCGUCUACAAGUUCGCAAAAGAUCAUGCAAAAAUGGGAAUAAAAGAGGUGAAAAACCGCUUGAAGCAAAAGGACAUCACAGAGAAUGGCUGUGCACCCUCCACGGAGGAGCAGCUGCCAAAGACUGCACCAUCCCCUCUGGUGGAGGCCAAGGACCCCAGGCUCCGAGAAGACCGCAGACCGAUCACCGUCCACUUCGGACAGCCACAAAGACACCGUCCCACCCGACCGCCGCCUCCCAAGAUCCAGCGCUGGAGGCCCGUGCGCCCGCCCCGUCCACACGUGGUCAGGAGACCGAAGAGCAACAUCCCAGCAGAAGGCCGGAGGACGUCGGUGUCCAGCCCUGAACAACAAAGCCAAGCCUGGAGCAGACAUAGAGCCUGUGCCCAACUGGAAAAGCAAGGACUGCCAAGAAGCCCCCACCCCACCCACAAGGAGCCUCCAAGGAUCCGAAGCAGCUCCCAGGAAGACCUGAGAUCCUGCUGUCUCUCAGCCACCCUGCCCGCCGGGGCGGGGGGAGGGGCUGUUCCCAGGAGUGGCCAGCGCAGGGGGAGUGCGGUCCAGCUGCAAAACCAAGCCUGUGGGGUGCUUGAGGAAGGAGGGGUCCCAUCCUGCAGAUGCCAGUGCCUUCAGGCCCCUCUGAGGGGCCUCACCAGCCCAGACCAGACCCUGCCCCUCCCACACAUCAGGUUGCCAUUUCUCAGGUGGCUGUCACGUGCCCAGCGCUCCCACACGUCAUGUCAUCUUGUCGGUUAACCUCCCACCCGGCCAAGGUCUCGGCAGCCGCACAGGAGCCACAGCCCUGCAGGCGAAGUGAUGUGUGCAAGAUUGGUGCGGGGGAGCAGGCAGGCAGGAAGGAGUGCGCAUGCGGGCGGGGAAGUGUUUAAGCUUUAGAUGUGUGAGUGUGGCUUUGGGCCUCACCCAACCCGAGAGGGAGAGACAUUGGGGCGGCCCAGCCAGGAAGACUUCCUGCUCCCUGCUGUGUCUGCCACGCCACGGCCUCCCACGUCACCUUCAGCGCGUGUGCUACCUCGAGCCCGCCACCACCUGCUCCCUACCAGCCCCGCGGCCUCUUCUCUUGAACUCUGACACCCUAGGCCUGCUCUUCUACUGUUACACUGUCACACCCACACCCACCGCUGUACUUGGGAUGGAAACCCUGUGCCCACGUUGCCUCCCCAACCCCCAUCCUGGCCAGAAAGGCUGCAAUGGCAGGAGCACCAUCUUGCCCCCCAGCAGCCAGGGCCGAGCCUGCAUGGGGGGACCAUCGCCCGGAAUCUGUUUGCUGGCAGGCAGAUGUGGCUUGCCGACGGUACCUGGGUCAGCGCUGGGCACUGUACAAAACCCCUGACAUCUUCAUUUACCUCUCACGAGACCCUCAGGAGGGCUGUGGCAUCCCCCAUCCUCACAGGAGGCUGGAGAGGGAGGGGGCGUCAUGGUGAUUCUGCAAAGCAGGACCUGGCCCCGACCUGGGCCCAUCCUUGCCCAUCAGCUGCCCCCACGGCAGAGCCCCAUCAUGGAGGGACCUGGAGGUGGCCAGGCCUGUGGCAGUGACCGUGCCAUGUGCUGGGGUGAAAGGGUCCUCCACACAGCGGUCGCCCGCUCCCCUUCAUUACUCCCGGAGGCCAAGCCCUGGCUGGGUUUUUCCACACACCCCCCCAUCUUUAUCUCAAGUACAUUUAAAUGUCAAUUAAAUUUGAAAUAUCUACAUUUGUCAGCAUUUCAUUUUGGGCCAGCGUGACGUGCUGCUGAUUUGUCCACGCGAUGUGACACAUGAAAAAAAAAAAAAAAAAAAAACUCUGGAGAUGCAGAUCUUCCUCAUUAAAAACUGAGCCGGCGCGGUCCCGGCGCGAAGGAGAGCACAGAGCUCGUCCCGCUCCCUGACGCCCGUGUCUCUGACAUGGUAUUUAAAAAGGAACAGCCUCGCCUGUCACCACUGUCACACGCGUGCACUACCCAGCGACACGUUAAACCAAACAUUAGACAGGGCUCGCAAGUCAUCCGCACAGGAGCCCCGCGCCCAGACGAGGUGGGCAGAGGUGGCGGCAGCCGUGGGGGGACGGCGGGGUCUGAGCGAUGACGGACAGCGGCCCCUUCUGUCGCCCCCAGACUCCAGCCAUCCUCGCUGGGUAGCCACGCUCGCCACGACCUGCCUUUUCACAGGCAGCCCUUUGUGUGCAGUGAAACCCAGGGAAGUGCUGGGUGGCAGACUGCAGGGUAGUAGCUGAAUUGGGUUAAUGAGGGAAAAGAUACAGUUUUUUUUUUUUUUUUCCUCUUCUCAAAUUCUGCCUUAAGCUAAUAAAAAAUUUAAACCUGGACGUUUUCGACGGUUCAUCCUUUAUCUCUGACAAAUAUCUGACUGUUUUGUGGGAGAGCACGAGCUGCUGAAUUUAAAUAAGUUUAUUUGGAAAUUGCACCUUUCUGUUAAAGAAGUGGAAGGGGGGAACACCCCAUCUCUCCCUUCAUUGUUUCAGCUCCAGGAAGCCAAAGAGGCAGGAUCCCGUGGCCCUGCAGAGUCAGGCAAAGCCAGAGUCAGUUCCUGGCUCCACCUCCAGCUGCUGUGUGACCCCUGGCAAGGGACUCACCCUCUCUGAGCCUGGGCUUUGCUUUUCUGUCUUUUUUGUCUGCAAAGUGGGGAUGUGGAAAGGCAUUAGUGAGAGACUGUACGGGCAGCACUCAGCCCAACGCUUGUGCAGCCAGUGUCAUCGCCGUUGCCCGUGUAGCCAGGCCUGACGCAGCUCCGAGCUGACCGAACCCCAGCAAGUGUCUCACCAUGGCACCCUGUCGCUUCUAAGAGUCAGGUGGCCUGUCAUCCUGGGCCUCUCGUGGAGGCCAGGGGAGCCAGGAACAGGGUUUGGGAGCCGGAGUUCCUA